AGUCAGUCAGUGUGCCACCAGCCUUUGAAGUGUGAGGGCAUCCGCGCUCUUCUCCCAGGGCAAACUUCACUCACUCGCUCGGCCGCGACGUAGAACCGAGUCCCUCUUUUUCUUUCCCAAGCGAUACAACUUUUAUCGAGGAAGUUUUCCCGUGGUGAUGUCAUCGCCGAUGAAUAUGCUCGAGUGUUGUAAUUCUAUGAGGGAUUGCCAGUGACGAAAAAUAUAAAAAAAACGUACAUAUAAAAGUUCGGUUUUUGAGAUUCAUGUCAAACGAUUCAUUUUGGCAAACUGGUUGGGAAUAGUGAGCGAGAUCGCACAGUACCCUUCAGGAGACAGGAGAGAGAAAGAGCGAGAUGUUGAUAGUGUAUUUUGCAACGCUGCUAAUUAUCCAACGUGGUCACUGCGACAUUCUCCAAAGGAUCGAAGUGCCUCUUUACGCUUUCGCCGGGGGCGAGGCCACCCUCAGCUGCUCCUACGACUUGAGGGCGACCAGGCUCUACUCCCUCAAGUGGUACCACAACAAUACCGAGUUCUACAGAUACGUCCCCACCGAGAGGAACAGGCCCAUCAAUAUUAAGCCCUCGCUGAAAUUCUCAGUCACGGAGCUGUUCAGAAACGACGCCCGCGUGACCCUCUCCCUCAGCCGCCUGACGGUGUCGGCCUCUGGCGUCUACAGGUGCGAAGUCAUCGCCGAACACCCGAGCUUCCGCACGGAGGCGGAUUCCGCACCCAUGACGGUCCUCAGAGACCCCCUGGCCCCUCCAGUGCUGGUGGGGGCGAGAGAGAUCUACGAACCGACGGAACUCAUCAAAAUCGGAUGUCAGCCCAGACGACCCUUCCACCACGAGCACAAGCCCACGCUGCAGUGGUACCUCGAGGGCAGCAAAGUGGGCUCGGAGUGGGUGACGCCCUACGGCAGCGCCCUAAAUCAAGGAUACAGCGGGCUAUCCUUGCAUGUCCCUGGGGAGCAGGUGGCAGAGGCCGGGGGCAGCCUACAGGCGGAAUGUCGUCUGUCACUGGGUCCUUACCAACUCAGCGCCUAUAAGACGCUACGCGUCAGGAUUAGGAUGAUAUCCUACGUAGACAAUUACCAUUCCUCAGGUCUGAAGAAGACAGCUGGGGUGUAUCACAUCUACCUCCUAGCGACUUCUGUCAUCGUAGUAGCAGUAUGCUCUUUGCUGUAGACGGGAAGACGACCUUCUGAGAGAGCGUCUUUCAUCUGCAGGAGAGGGAGUCUUAUUUGAAAAGCAUCGUGCGUCGUAUUGUUGAGUGAGCUUGUGAUUUUAAAGCCUUUAAGUCUGAGACAAGACUUCUUCGACAUUCGCCAGUGGCUGACAACUUCGUCUCGUGCGCAUGCGCAGAAAAGCCCACAAGAGAAGAAGCCCAGUUAGCAAAGGGUUAAGAAUGAUCUGUGAUCAAAUUCGCUCUGCCUGAGCGCAUGCUCAGAUAAACCUGAAAGAGAAAAGGAAGACCACUUAGAAAAAAAGGUUAAGGAGUGACCAGGUUUGCUCUGCCUGCGCGCAUGCGCCGAUAGACCUGAAAGGGAAGAGGAGAGAACAGUGAGAAAAGGUUUAAAUAAAAAAAAGGGGGUGAUCAGGACACUUAUACACAGCUCGAGAGGCAAUAAGACAUACCGGUCCUUUUCGAAUAAAAUGGCCUUAUCCAUCAUCUUGUAUAUUCCCUCAUGUCUAGGGUCCAAGUCACACGCUAUCAUUAUUAACGUUAUUAUUUUACUAAAAAAAAAAAGGUGUUCAGUUAAGUCUGCGAGGCGUGGGGUACUGUCAUAUGCACUAGAAAUAAAUAAAUAAAAAAAUAAUGAAAAACAAAAGGUCUAGCCCACCGCUACACUUCUUUGACUGAGCAUGGCUCAGUUCAGUAAGAGAUUUUCCAAUUCCAAAUUUUGCUGUUGACUAGUGGCUAGUAACUAGUAGCUAGUGACUAGUGACUAGUACACACAGGCCAGUAUAACCCACGCGAGCAGGCUUAAGUGAAUGCCUCAGAUUUGUCUGUCCAAUCAAGCCUUCUCUCCUAUGGACAAAAAGGUGGUUAUAAAAUGUAAAUUUUCAUAGGUUAUAGGUAACAUUAUUAUUGAAAUAUUUAAUGACCAAAUCACAUAGACGCUCUUGCCUUAUAUGUUUACUUUUAAGGUAUCAAAUUCUCUCUUGGAACUGGGUGGAACAUUUGAAACGUGCCUCUGAUCUUAUUAAACUUUUCUCCUUGGGUUCAAGUGGGUACGCCAAAAAAAGAAAAAAAAAACUGCUUGUAACCAAGGAGUUAAACCGUGACUGGGUUUAUCAUGACUGUUAGUAAACCAAAAAAGUUAAGCCGUGAAAGCAGGGGUUCUGGGAAAGAUUUCUAUUAGUAGAACUUAUCAUCAGGGUUUAACUAAUUGAACCAGGACUUGCCCUAGGUCAGCUAGUUGACCUUUUCCUGGUUGGGGUUAACUAGUUGAUGGCGAACCUAUCCCUGCACAGCGUUAAAAGUAUGUCAGUAGGCAAUAUUAUUGCUUUUGGGUCAAAUAGUUAAACCUAUAUAUUCUCUGAGGUCAGGAUAACCCCCGAGAUAAGCAGUUAGAGUCGAACAGUUGACCCAAGACUACCUGAGGUCAAGGUAACCUUGGAGACACUUAUUUGGAGUCAACUGUUGAGCCAAGACUGCCUGCUGAGGUCAAGUUAACCUUGGAGAUAAGCAUUUCGAGUCGAAUAGUUGACCCAAGGCUACCUGAGGUCAAGAUAACCUUGGAGACACGUAUUUGGAAUCAAACAGCUGAGUUGAGAUUGUCUAAGGCCAAGAUAACCUUGGAAACACUUAUUUGGUGUCCAACUGUUGAGCCAAGACUACAUGAGGUCAAAAGAUAACCUUGGAGACACACACUUCGAGUCGAAUACUUGACCGAGACUGCCUGAGAUCAAGAUAACCUUGGAGACAGAAACGACGACUACCUGAAGCGAAGCUAUACCUUGAGUCCAAGUCUAUGAGCCAUUAUUACUUGGGGUCAAGCCACGAUGAAGCAGAGAGAAAACGAGGGAGAAGAAGCCUACUCAUGAUGACGUCACCCUUAAUAAGAUCAGAGAGGUACCAUCAAAUGAAAACUCACUUCCACGAUGGAACUUGGACUCUGAGCCUUUGAUAAGUGGAUUUCCGUGUGCUAACUUUUUAAAUAUAACUGUUUGUUGGUCGUUCCAAAAAAAAAAAGGAAUAUAAAUAUUAUGUACAAAUACAUUCUUUUAAAAAAAUGAAGACUUAUGAAAAUGGGUGCUUGUUAUCAAAUACAGUAGUGGAUUUAAAAGAGAAAGAACUUUUAGUGUGUACAGUUUGGAAUUACACGAGUGUAGAGAAACUAUAGUUAUUUAGCGUAACUGUAGAGGUUAAUCAGAAAUCAAAACUAUGUGAAAGAGACGAGGUUCUCAAUGGAUCAUAAAUAGAGCGUUUACUUCUCGGCAGCCAGUAUUUCAGAAAAGUUGUUUGAGAGAGCAAAAAUUAGAUGUAUUCACUUCAUAAGCGCCUUAUGUUUCUCACUUUGAACUAUAAAACCUUGUUUUUGUAUAGUUUCUGUUGUACAUGUUAACCAAGUUUAAAAAGUUUAAAGCUUUCUCCUUGACAGAGAGAGAAGAGAGAGAGAGAGAGAGAGAGAGAGAGAGAGAGAGAGAGAGAGAGAGUAAGAUACCUGCACCUGUCAGCAUCGUAUCGACCUAACCUCACGCCAUUUGAUAUGAUAAAAGAUUUGAGUCUGGGAAACUAUCUAUCAACAGUUACAGCCAUUUAUUUAUUUUUUUUUUUUCAAGGGACACACUGCUGAAUAAAUCAAGGUAAGGAAAUGGUUACCGAACAGAGAUUCAGUCGUGUCCUUGAAAAUUAUUAGUGACUCUAUUUACUCGAAGACAAAACAUGAAGAAAGAGUGACAGAAAGUGAGUCAGUAUUUAAAUGUGAGUUUUGAUGUCUGGAGAAUUCUUCCCGUUCGUUGUUAUACAAUAUUCCAGUUCUUUGCCAUAACAACAGACCACAACAGAAGGGAAUUAUAUACAUAAAUUCGUACGUACGCCCCUCAGACAAAUAAAGUUAUUUUCGAUUCUUUUAAGGUACCUAAUUUUCAUCCAGGAAUGAGGUUCAGAUAAAGCCCAUUGCUAACUUCUGAUUCUAGAUUUGCUGAGGAAAUAAAGUAAAUAAAUAAAUAAAUAGGAAAUGCAAUAAUAAAUAAAUAAGCAUUCGAUUUCUGAGGAAUAUGGUUCAGAUAAAGCCCAAUGCUAACUUCUGAUUCUAGAUUUGCUGAGAAAACAAAAUAAAUAAACAAAUAAAUAAACAAAUAAAAAAACAAAAUAAAUAAAUAAAUAAAUAAAUAAAUAAAUAUUCGAUUUAGAGGACACGCAACUUUGUCUAACAAAAUAGCUGGCAAGAUCUCAACAUUGUCCCGAAAAAUGUCCACAAGUUCUUGACAUCUUACUGAAACAGCGACAGUAUUUCAUUUCUGCGCGGAAAAAAUUGCCCAUUUAUUGUCGUUUUAUCGAAGGGGCGGUAGCAGAGUUUCAUUUCAGUAUAGGGAAAAAUAUCCCCUUUCUUACCUGUUUAUCGAAGGGGUAGCUGUAUAUCUUAUUUCAUAAUGGCAAAAGAUUUUGUCGGUUAUAAUGUCACUCAACAAAUAAAAAUGUUUAAAAAUUAUGUUUUGAGUACGACAAACACGUUUGAUGUUUCCCAGACUCUAGAACAGUGUAUUAUUAUUAUUAUUAUUAUUAUUAUUAUUAUUAUUAUUAUUAUUAUUAUUAUUAUUAUUAUGAACAAACAUUCAUAUGGAACAACCUACCACAAAAUAAUUGUCAACACGAGAGAAAACAGAAGUUAUAAAAAAUAAAAAUAAUAAUAAUAAUAAUAAUUCCUACAACAAAGAGAUUUUUAUACACACAAACAGCAACACAAAUCAGAAACAUUUUAAAACAUUAUAUAACGCAACACAAACAAUAGAACGAAAGUGCUAAAAAAAAUACACUACUAAGCUCUUUCUAACUAACAAACUCUCUGACGCCAAUUGUUUUCUACAAUGCUACAAUUCUAUUAUGAACGAAGUUAUUGUCACCCUUUAAUUAACAUAAAUUUUCUGUGAAAAUUUGAAAUUUUACACAGUUUAAUUAAUAUACCUCUUCUAAGAGAAUUUGAAAGGUAAUAUUCUACAAAAUUUAGUUAAUAAAAAUCUGUCUGUGUCCUUUAAUUAUUAUAAUUUCCUAUGAAAAGUCCAAUGUCAAUAUUUUACACUUUUUAAUUAAUAUAAAUAUGAGCUACUGUUCAUAUAAUCUAUUGUGGAUCCGGACUUAAGACCCGAAAAAUACUGAGUUGGAAAAAUAAAGGUCGUGUGGGGCAGAGGAGCCAUCAUGUGAUAUACAUACACACACACACACACACACACACACAUAUAUAUAUAUAUAUAUAUAUAUAUAUAUAUAUAUAUAUAUAUAUAUAUAUAUAUAUAUACAUAUAUCGGUUUUUAUUCGUUUAUCCCUCAUCACAGUUUCAGCUUGAAUCUCGAGAGGCGAGUGUCGGUACGAGGUGAACAUUUGUUUGUUGAAUUUUUUCUUAGUAGUUUAUGUAAUAAUAACAAUAAUAAUAAUAAUAAUAAUAAUAAUAAUAAUAAUAAUAAUAAUAAUAAUAAUAAUAAAAGCCCCUUUGCUACUAUGCCAUAGCCAGUUUCAUUAUAUCAGUCUCAUGCUUAUAAUAAUUACUAUUACUAUGAUUAUUAAUAUUAUUAUCAUUAUUAAUAUUAUUAUUACUAUUAUUAUUAUAGAGUGGGCAACUGCGAGGUUGAUAUAACCUCAUGUCUUUGUUUUUGGUGUUUUGUACAUGAGAUACCCAGGGCAUCAACACAUCGAGUAGGGCCCCAGUUUUAAGUGGACGUUCUCUCUCUCUCUCUCUCUCUCUCUCUUCUCUCUCUCUCUAGCUCUCAGUUCCCUGAUUUUUCAAGAUACAAUAUUCUACAUUUAAGAAUUUAAUUAUUUGAAAAUUACUUCUUUUUUAUUUUUUUGUCUCCCAAGACAGCACACCCAUAGGAUUGUACUGGUGGGGGGUGGG
Molecule: messenger RNA, 6055 nt
Organism: Macrobrachium nipponense
Lineage: Eukaryota; Metazoa; Arthropoda; Malacostraca; Decapoda; Palaemonidae
Exons: 7
Coding region: 354-1184 (276 amino acids)
Source: RefSeq, a predicted model, not a curated record